Arabidopsis thaliana (thale cress) is the source of this 1461-nucleotide messenger RNA. Its product is annotated as B3 domain protein (DUF313). NCBI's taxonomy places the organism in Eukaryota, Viridiplantae, Streptophyta, Magnoliopsida, Brassicales, Brassicaceae. Gene Ontology annotation, molecular function: DNA binding. The coding region runs from base 171 to 1265 and encodes 364 amino acids. Gene Ontology annotation, cellular component: nucleus. The transcript has a single exon. The record is from RefSeq and is marked reviewed.
GGAGAAAUAGGAAAACAAAGAAACCUGAAACCCUAUUGUAAAGUAUAUAUAAGGCAAGAGAAGGUACUUCUUUUCUAAUCGUCGAUCAGUUUCUCGUCUCUCUAUAUACAAGUUUCUUGUUCCUCACGUCGUCGCUCUCAGAAACUUUCCAGUCUUUCGAUUCAAUCACGAUGAGUAGUAUUAUGUAUCACGAUAAUCAUCUCACGGAUUCGGGGAAGAAUAUGUCGUCGGGUUUAAGUUUACUGGCGUAUGUGACGGUUAUGGUUGCGGAGGAAGAAGAACAACGUAGUCGUCUUCUUGCAGAGAAACGAGAAGAAUCCAAGUGCAAGAUGAGUUUCUUCUAUCUUUUCCCGAGGAAAAUCAAAUCGUCUUUGGCGAAGAGAAGAUACACACAACAAAACCCUAAUGGGGCUUCUACUUGUUCGUCAUCGCUUCCCGAUCUUAACCUAAUCCCUACUGAUUUUGAGACAGACAACCUACAAAACCCUUGUUUUGAUGAACCUAUGGUGUGUGAUGAAGAACAACGUUUAAAGAAAGGUAAAUCCAAGAUUGUCUACGAUGAAGAUUAUGAUGACGAGAGUGAAAAGAAACUCUUUGAUAAUCUUAAUGGAGCUUCUACUUCUUCUUCAUCGCUCCUGAACCUUCCUUGUCUUGAACCUUCGACAGAGACAAAAGACGUACCAAACCCUAAUUACCAAUCUUCGUCUCCGUCUUCAUGCCUAACAGGGAAGACAAACCGCAAGAGGCGUGCCGUGGAGCAGAGGAAGAGUGGUAAAGUCAAGAAAGUUAAGGUUUCUCCUUUGCCAAGGUUGUGUACAGAGAUGCCUGAGUGGAUUUUCCAAGUGAUGAGAUACAUGAACGCUGAUGCUGAAACCCCGAGGCUGAUAUUUGAGAGGACUCUGUUUAAGAGUGAUGUCAACUCAAACCUUAGUCGUCUCUUAAUGCCUUUCCAGAAGCUAAUCAGAAACGAUUUCCUGACUCCUGCGGAGUGUAGAGCUAUGCAGAAAGACGAAGACAAUGAUGAAGAAGACGACGAGAAUAUUGGUGUGGGAACGGUUCUUGUGAACCAAAGAUUUCAAAAGUGGGGUUUGCGUUUCAAGAUAUGGGCGAUGGAGAAGGACUCUGGACAUGGAACAUUGAAUUACACUUUGAAUUGGGGUUGGAAUGAUGUCGUCAAAAGUAGCAGCUUAAAAGUCGGCGACAAGAUCAGCCUUUGGACUUUCAGGUGCCGUGGAGUCCUCUGCUUUGCACUUGACACAGAGUAGCUCUUCACUUGUUCACUAGCUUAUUCAGUGAUUUUGAGUUUCAGUAACUUAUUGGAAGUGUUAAUUAACAAGAUUAGGAUUUUGGUGUGGUUCUCUCCUUUAUUAGUAGUAACUUGUCUGUCUCCUAUGUUAUCUGAGAUCUUUUACCAUUGUUUGAAAUGAAAUAUUUUGUUAUAAAUAUGGUUUCUUGUUUUCU